AUGCUGUCCAAAAGCUUCCUGAUCUUGAAGGACUGCCCAUCAGCGCCCCCUGGAGGCCUAAACUGGACCUGGCAGCCGUCUGUUGCCCCUACAGCUCCGUGUGCUGAAGUGUCUGAUGAAGAGGAGCUAGAGCCGACCUCCACAAAGGCCCAGAAAAACAAACGGACCAAGAGGACAGAUGCUUCUGAUGAAGAGGAGCUAGAGCCGACCUCCACAAAGGCCCAGAAAAACAAACGGACCAAGAGGACAGAUGCGUGUGCUGAAGUGUCUGAUGAAGAGGAGCUAGAGCCGACCUCCACAAAGGCCCAGAAAAACAAACGGACCAAGAGGACAGAUGCGUGUGCUGAAGUGUCUGAUGAAGAGGAGCUAGAGCCGACCUCCACAAAGGCCCAGAAAAACAAACGGGCCAAGAGGACAGAUGCGUGUGCUGAAGUGUCUGAUGAAGAGGAGCUAGAGCCGACCUCCACAAAGGCCCAGAAAAACAAACGGACCAAGAGGACAGAUGCGUGUGCUGAAGUGUCUGAUGAAGAGGAGCUAGAGCCGACCUCCACAAAGGCCCAGAAAAACAAACGGACCAAGAGGACAGAUGCGUGUGCUGAAGUGUCUGAUGAAGAGGAGCUAGAGCCGACCUCCACAAAGGCCCAGAAAAACAAACGGACCAAGAGGACAGAUGCGUGUGCUGAAGUGUCUGAUGAAGAGGAGCUAGAGCCGACCUCCACAAAGGCCCAGAAAAACAAACGGACCAAGAGGACAGAUGAAACCCAAAGAAACCCUGGAGUGAGGAGGAGAGCCGUGGAGAAGAGGAUGGGGAAGUACCUGGCUCUGUGUGCUGUGCCUCACACAGGAGUCUGCAGCCCUCAUCAACAGAACCUGGAAGGACCUCAAGUACUUUGUGUAUAA
Knipowitschia caucasica is the source of this 900-nucleotide messenger RNA. NCBI's taxonomy places the organism in Eukaryota, Metazoa, Chordata, Actinopteri, Gobiiformes, Gobiidae. The record is from the annotation of a GenBank genome assembly.